CCUGUAUGGCUCUGCUCUCCGGACCCGGGGACAUCCCUAUGCCGCCCAGCUUCGCAGGCCCAUUUUCGCAGCAGCUCCAGUCCUCCCGGGUCUCCACGCAACAAUGAAGCGUGGGCGGCCCCAGCGGCUUCAUUUGCAUAUCUCCGCGGCUUGGCCAAUGGGCUGCGCUGGGGCUUUGGAACGCAGUGUUGCCAUCGGCGUGCGCGCGUGUGUGCGCGUGUGACAGCGGCUGUGGCCGUGGCCGUGGCCGUGGGAGGCCGGCCCGGCGGAGCCCAGCCGCACGGGGACCGGCCCCGGCGCCCGCUCCCCCUGCGCAUCGCGGCCGAGUAACCCGGCCGAGUCCAGGGACCAGCAGCCCCGGCCGCCGCGCCGUCGCGAUGUCUGUGGCGGGGCUGAAAAAGCAGUUCCACAAAGCCAGCCAGCUGUUUAGUGAAAAAAUAAGUGGUGUUGAAGGAACAAAACUAGAUGACGAAUUUCUUGACAUGGAAAGGAAAAUAGACAUUACCAAUAAAGCUGUUGCAGAAAUUCUUUCAAAAGCCACAGAAUAUCUUCAGCCAAAUCCAGCAUACAGAGCUAAGCUAGGAAUGCUGAACACUGUGUCGAAGAUCCGAGGCCAGGUGAAAACCACUGGGUACCCGCAGACGGAGGGCCUGCUGGGUGACUGCAUGCUGAAAUACGGCAAGGAGCUCGGGGAAGGCUCCACUUUUGGCAGUGCAUUGAUAGAAGUUGGUGAAUCCAUGAAGCUAAUGGCUGAGGUGAAAGACUCUCUUGAUAUUAAUGUAAAGCAAACUUUUAUUGAUCCACUUCAGUUACUACAAGACAAAGAUUUAAAAGAGAUUGGGCACCACCUGAAAAAGCUGGAAGGCCGCCGCCUGGAUUACGAUUAUAAAAAGAAGCGAGUAGGUAGAACAAGUCAGCCAGCUGGCCGUGUUUGUCGAGGCCGCUUUAGAUUAUCACAGACAGUCCACAGAGAUUCUGCAGGAGCUGCAGAGCAAGCUACAGAUGAGGAUAUCAGCUGCAUCCAAUGUCCCCAAGCGAGAAUACAAGCCACGGCCCAUAAAAAGGAGUCCCAGCGAGCUCAAUGGGGUGUCCACCGCCUCCUCGGCAAAGACAACAGUUUCAGAGUCUGGGAAGUUCAAGAUCAAGGUGCCGGCAGACUCGUUGUCGGCCUACAGCAGACUGCAAGGAGCAGAUUAGAAAGGCCUGGGGGACUGCUCCGGGAAGGUCCACUGUCGGCAGGAAAAAGUGACAGGUCGCAGCCUGAUGACAAGAGAGGCAAGAGAAACACUAUAAAGAGCAGGAACAAAAUCUCUAAAAGGCACAGCAGUUUGGGGCAUUUACUAAAAGACAAAGAGCUCUCCUCAGGUUCUAACGUUCCCAUGGACCAGCCCUGCUGUCGUGGUCUCUAUGACUUUGAGCCUGAAAACCAAGGAGAACUAGGAUUUAAAGAAGGGGACAUCAUUACAUUAACCAAUCAAAUAGAUGAAAACUGGUAUGAAGGAAUUCUGCAUGGGGAAUCUGGCUUCUUCCCCAUUAACUAUGUGGAAGUGAUUGUGCCUUUACCUCAGUAAAUGUGUUAACUCAGACUCUCUCGGACAUAAGUUUCAUAACCGAAAUGAAUUCACACCAGUGUUCUCAGCGUGGUUGUUCUGUGGCAUUCUUGCUCUUUGACCAAGUUAAUGACUUUUGUAUGUGUGGUUCUCUUUAUAAUGUAUUUUGUAUCAGUUUAAUUUGUAUAAAUGAUUUUCUUGUCUUGGCUCCAUGGAAAUACAGUUUUCUUCUUUUGCUGAUUGUCUUAAAAGUCACUGGUUAAAUAAAUGUAUGUGCUUCUUGUUGCUAAAAAUAAACAGCACCCAUAAGCUCUGUCAGGGACUGGCCCGUCUUCCUCAAGCUGUGAUGGAAGCCAACACUUGAAGCUAAGAACUGCUAAAUAUUUUGUUUCCUGACAUGACUGAUGGCCUCCGGUCUUUCCCCUUCAUGUGUUUUAGCUGACCUGUGAACCACCCAAUAAACAUGACACACUGUUGGCAAAA
Molecule: messenger RNA, 2033 nt
Organism: Cervus elaphus (red deer)
Lineage: Eukaryota; Metazoa; Chordata; Mammalia; Artiodactyla; Cervidae
Gene: SH3GL3
Product: SH3 domain containing GRB2 like 3, endophilin A3
Exons: 11
Coding region: 378-1571 (397 amino acids)
Biological process (GO): endocytosis; synaptic vesicle uncoating
Cellular component (GO): glutamatergic synapse; presynapse; cytoplasm
Molecular function (GO): protein binding
Source: RefSeq, a predicted model, not a curated record